Abrus precatorius (Indian licorice) is the source of this 1289-nucleotide messenger RNA. RefSeq names its product annexin D3. Gene Ontology annotation, molecular function: calcium-dependent phospholipid binding; calcium ion binding. The coding region runs from base 104 to 1069 and encodes 321 amino acids. Lineage: Eukaryota; Viridiplantae; Streptophyta; Magnoliopsida; Fabales; Fabaceae. Gene Ontology annotation, cellular component: cytoplasm. The transcript is spliced from 6 exons. The record is from RefSeq and is a predicted model, not a curated record.
GAGGAGGGAACAACAGGUGAAGCAUUCAAAACACGUGCGAACUGUUAUCUAACUUUGCCUUGUUUUGUUGUCACUGAAAACUCAGCUUCAUUGUCUCGAAGAAAUGGCUUCGUUGAAACUUCCAGAGGUUCUUCCUUCUGCUACCCAAGAUAGUGAACGACUUAGAAAGGCUUUCCAAGGAUUAGGGACAGAUGAGAAAGCGGUAAUCUUGGUAUUGGGACGCAGAAAUGCCCAACAAAGGAAGGAAAUCAAAGAAACUUAUCAGCAGCUUUACAAUGAAUCCCUCAUUGAUCGUCUCCAUUCUGAACUCUCUGGUGAUUUUAGAAAUGCUGUAAUUCUAUGGACUUAUGAUCCUCCAGAAAGGCAUGCAAGGCUAGUUAAGGAUGCGUUGAAGGCUAAGAAGAAAGGGAUUAAAAACCUUCAGGUUCUGGUUGAAAUAGCAUGUUCAUCAACUCCUAACCAUUUGAUGGCUGUGAGGCAAGCUUACUGCUCUCUCUUUGAUUCCUCCCUUGAGGAAGACAUUAUAGCCUCGGUCGAUCCGCCCCUCAGAAAGAUUUUGGUGAGCCUUGUAAGCUCAUACAGGUAUGAUAAAGUGGCUGUAAGUGUGGAGGUUGCCAAGGAAGAGGCAGCAAAACUACAUGAAGCCAUCAGCAAUAAGCAAUUAGAAGAUGAUCAUGUUGUUUGGAUACUUAGCACCAGGAACCUUUUCCAGCUACGGGAAACUUUUGCAUGCUACAAGCAGCUCUAUGGGAUUACAUUGGAACAGGGCAUAAAAAAUUGUGGUAAAGGUGAUUUGGAAUCUCUCUUACAAGUGGUAAUAUGGUGCAUAGAUUGCCCAGAGAAGCAUUUUGCCAAGGUUGUAAGAGAUUCUAUUCUUGGCCUUGGAACGGAUGAAGAUUCUCUCAACAGAGCUAUUGUAACUCGAGCUGAAAUUGACAUGUUGAAAGUGAGAUUCGAAUAUGCUAACAUGUAUAAAUCCAGUCUUGAUGAUGAUGUUAUUGGAGAUACCUCAGGAGACUACAAGGACUUUUUGAUGACUUUGCUAGGGAAAGGUCCAAAGGGAGAGUGAUACAUUAUUGUGUUCUUGGAUUGCUUUUAAUCUGCAUUGGAUGGUCUAGACUCUGUAAUAUAUGUUGCUCUUAUAUUUCAAAAGAAUUAGAAUUUAUGGUUGAAACUAAAACCAUUUAUUUGUUAAUUAUUAUUCUGCUUUGACUCUGUGUAAAUUAAUUGUAUCUUGAUGUCUUCAUGAAAAUUGGAAGAACUUGGUGUAUAAUAAAUGAGGGGUUGAU